This is a messenger RNA of Astyanax mexicanus (Mexican tetra), 1707 nucleotides long. RefSeq names its product solute carrier family 38 member 11 (gene slc38a11). Lineage: Eukaryota; Metazoa; Chordata; Actinopteri; Characiformes; Acestrorhamphidae. The transcript is spliced from 12 exons. Gene Ontology annotation, biological process: amino acid transmembrane transport. Gene Ontology annotation, molecular function: amino acid transmembrane transporter activity. The record is from RefSeq and is a predicted model, not a curated record. Bases 221 to 1618 code for a protein of 465 amino acids.
UAUGGUUCAUGCGUGUUGAAAGCGGGUUACAGUUGUGGAAAGUUGUAGUAUAACCGCUUCAAAUGCUUUUCCUGCCAGCAGCAGCAGCAGCACAGAGACGGGGAACACACAGCACCCCGGGGGCGGAGGAGGAAGGAAAGAAAGAAAUAAAUGAAGAAAGAGAAAGAAAGAUAGGGAAAGAGUGAACGACUGAGAGGGAUUAACUUCUUUCCUUUUGGAAAUGGAAACGAAAACAAAUGACACGAGUGGGCUCAUUCAGAAGCAGGAUGACGAGAGUAAUUUUUUACUCUCACCGCAUAUUAAGGACCCUGAGGAAGGAGGAACAAGUUCCAUGACUGCUGCCUCAUUUAAUUUCAUCAAUUCCAUUAUUGGAUCCGGACUUAUUGGCCUGCCGUACUCAAUGGCACAGGCUGGUCUUUCACUGGGGCUGCUGCUACUGUUCCUGGUUGGGUACAUUACAGACUACUCCAUCAUCUUGUUAAUAAAAGGAGGGAACUUAUCAGGGACACACAGUUAUCAGUCACUUGUGCACAGCACAUUCGGCUUUGCAGGAUUUGUAAUUCUAUCGAUGCUGCAGUUCCUUUAUCCAUUUAUUGCGAUGAUAAGCUACAAUAUCAUCACUGGAGAUACAAUGACCAAAGUUUUUCAAAGAAUACCAGGAGUUGGUCCAGGCCAUGUUCUGGCGAACAGACACUUUGUCAUCUUGAUGUCCACUAUUCUGUUCACAGUUCCUCUGUCACUGUACAGAGAUGUAUCUAAACUGGGGAAGGUUUCAUUGGUGUCUAUGCUGUUGACUGUAGCCAUCAUCAUUGUGGUAGUCAUAAGAGCUGCAACACUGGGGACACAAAUCCCCCCUUCUGAAGAUGCAUGGGUGUUUGCGCGUUGGAAUGCAAUUCAAGCAGUUGGUGUCAUGUCUUUUGCCUUUAUCUGCCACCACAACAGCUUCAUUAUCUACGAGUCACUACAGGAGCCCACUCUGAAGAAGUGGUCACGCAUCACGCAUGUGUCUGUGGGCUCAGCUGCCCUCAUCAGUGCAGUGUUUGCUGCUGCUGGCUAUGCUACAUUUACAGGCUACACACAAGGAGAUAUAUUUGAAAACUACUGCAAGGAUGACAACUUAGCCACAUUUGGUCGUUUCUGCUAUGGACUCAGUAUAAUCACUACUUUCCCUUUAGAGUGCUUUGUGACAAGAGAGGUGGUGUCAAAUGUCUUUUUUAAUGGACUACUUAGCAACUCUGCCCACGUCAUGGUUACCGUGGUGAUAAUAUCAGCAGUUACUGCAAUUUCUCUCUCUUAUGACUGUCUGGGUGUUGUACUGGAGCUGAAUGGUGUUCUGAGUGCCACACCACUGAUCUUCAUCAUUCCCUCUGCCUGUUUUUUGAAACUCAACAAUGGGCCCUGGUAUCAGAGGAAGAAGCUUUUACCAAGUCUGAUUCUCAUCGCUGGGGUUUUUGUCAUGAUCAUCGGUUUGGUUAUGACAGCGCUGUUUCCUCAGGACUGCUCACACGGAGCUGAGAUGUUCUACUGCUCAGACAUCAACUCCUCCGUUACCACCACCACUCCACAUCCUUCUGCACUACAGACUACAAAUACGACUCAGAACAUUACCCUGUCCUGAUUGGGAUUUCAUAUCAAUUUGAAAAUCCUCUUAUCUUAUGUGAUAUUCUUGUGAUGACACUGUUAGUGUUGUGCUUGCUAAAAGUAUAA